Molecule: messenger RNA, 1119 nt
Organism: Brassica rapa (field mustard)
Lineage: Eukaryota; Viridiplantae; Streptophyta; Magnoliopsida; Brassicales; Brassicaceae
Product: LEAF RUST 10 DISEASE-RESISTANCE LOCUS RECEPTOR-LIKE PROTEIN KINASE-like 2.8
Molecular function (GO): polysaccharide binding
Source: RefSeq, a predicted model, not a curated record
UAGAUAGAUCAUUCGGUAUCGUGUUUUUUUUUUCUCCACGUUGAAUUUUCGUAUUUUCUGUUUCAGUUUUUAUUUUAGUUUCAUUUUAUAAUUCGAAAAAUACAUUGCUUCACCGUUUUCAUUUUUCCUUCUCCAUCUCCAACUUGUUUGUCCUCUCUAGACAAGAACACACUUUCCAGAAGAUAAAAUCUUAUCAUGUACAAUCUCCUCAAUUCAUUUCUGUUUUAUUUCUUCCUCUUUUCCUUAUUUAACCAUCUUCCUUGUGCUCUAAGUCAACAAGACCAUACGUUAUGUGAGACUAUGUUUCACUGUGGGAACAUCACAGCUGGUUUCCCUUUCUCAGGUGGGAACCGUCACGAAAGUUGCGGUCAUUCAUUGCUCAAGCUUCGCUGCAGCAAAAACACAACGUCUUUAAUCAUCUCAAACCAUCCGUACGAGGUUCUCCACAUAGAUGAAGCAUCUAAAACUCUUAGAAUUGCCAUAGCAGAUCUUCGAGAUUCCUUUUGCAACGCUACAUUCGCAGAUGCAACCUUGCCUCCCGAAAUAUUUGAGCUUUCGCAGAUGUACAAGAACCUCACUGUUUUCCACCACUGCGACUCUAAGUUUCCUUACCGUUCGAGUUAUACAUGUCCUGGUAUAGGUCCUAUCGUAGUGUCUGAAACCCGUGACCGUGAUUUUCAUGACUCCUGCGGUGAAUGUUUCACAGUUAUCGUUCCUAAGAGCUUUGUUCCGGAAGAGAAAGAGUUGAACAUGACUAAUUUGGAAAGUGUUUUAAGUAAAGGAUUUGAGGUGAAGGUGAAGAAGAUUGAUGAGAAAGCGUGUCAAGAAUGUUCAUCCAAUCAUGGAACCCAUCAACCUAGUGGUAUGUUUCUUAUAUAACCUCAUCGUUUCAUAGUCAUCUCCUUUAUUAAUUAUACGGGUUAAGACCCGCGCCUUACGCGGGAUAAACAUUAUAUAUAUAAAUUAUUUUAUAUAUUAUAUGUUUAUAACAUAUUAUGAAAUAAUAAAUAUAUAUUGAAUAAUUAAAAAGUCAUUAUCUACUACUUAUAUAAUUAAAUUGGUGCGAACAUAAAAAUAAAUUUUACAAAUCGAAAAAUAUUUUUUCUAUUUUAUAUGAUA